AAGUGCAGAGCCAGUUGCCAAGCGGUCACACCAACAGCCAGUCCAGAAAAUAGAAGAAAAAGAAACAAGAAAAGAAAACUAAAUUGGACGGUGCAGACGGAGAAGAGCCCCAAAACGCAGAGAAGCAAGAAGCGUAGGAGUCAAAGUUAACCGAACUGAAACUAGGAGAAAACCGGAGAUCAGAGAAUCCAUCAAGAUGUUCGCCAGCAAAUUGGUGAUAUGCACGGCACUGUUAAUGCUGAGUGGAUCAGUGCUCUCUCAAAGUUUAUUGUCGCUAAAGGAUGCUAAGAUUGGGGAAGACCACCCACAACCAGACACUACCACAACGACUACUACACCAAGAACCACAAAGCUAACAACGACGACCACCACAACCACCAGCAAGCCACCAACUCCGGACACCACAACCACUACUACGACAUCCACACCAGCACCAAAAACGACCACCACACCCGCUCCGGUACCCACCACGACCCAUGCCCCUCAACCUUAUCCAGAGCCAUCGGUGGGAACUUGGAAUGCCACGUGCAUUCUCCUCAAGAUGGCUGCUCAGUUCAACUUUACUUACGAGACCAAGGAUGGAAAUUAUUCCCAUGGACUACUCAAUGUUCCAAGCAACGCCACGAUCGGAGACCAUGUUUGCGAUAGUAAGACUAUUCAGUCCAUCGAACUGACCUGGGGCUCUAAUACUUCGGUGGAAUCGAUCACCCUUCAGUUCACCAAGAGAAACGAUAGCGUUGUGAUGUCCCAAAUCCUGAUUCAUUUCACUGUGCCCGUCGAUGACUAUCCUGAUGCCAAGGAGGGCCAAACUAUUCAGCUGUUCCAUAACAGCACUGGCGAAUUCAAGACACCCGAAAAUAUGUCCUACCAUUGCACACGGGCUCAAAAGUUGAACAUGACCGAGACUGUGGACUCGCAGAAGGAGAUUGGUUGGAUUCGCGUCAGCCAAGUCCAGGUGGAGGCGUUCCUUUCGGAGAAGGCCAACGGGUUCUCAACUGUGCACGAUUGCGAUAGCUCCGAGACCUCGGAUGUUGUGCCCAUUGCUGUUGGUAUUGCCUUGGCCGGUCUGAUUUUGGUUGUUCUCAUCUCGUAUCUCUGUGCCAGACGCCGUUCUACCUCGCGCGGCUACAUGAGCUUCUAAAGGAAGCCCAUCAGCCUUUUAUUUGGGGAAAUUUGGAUAUGAGAGUGGGGAGAGAAAUGGAAAGUAAAGCGUUAGAGAGAAAAUUAAGAUUGAUUUUGAUAAUUGGAAGCAGUCUGUGAGUAUGAGAAACGAUCCAUUUUGUUUUGUACCAUUUGAUUUGUAGGAGUUAUUAUUCGUUUUCUUAUACAAUUAUCGUCGGAAAACGCGCUGGAACGAGCAGGUCUAAAAGGGGUGGGAAAUAAUAGGCGAUUCUAUAUCAAAAAAUUAUGAUCUGAAAACUCUGUUUAUGUAUUUGUAACUGUCUGAACUCUGUAUUGUACAUUGAAAUUAGAUUACUCCGUCGUGUCUGUCACUCCGAAACCUUUCUCUAAAAAAAUUUACCAAUGAGGAGCCCAAAAUUUUAAACUUGUAAUAGAAGCACAUAAUAAUAUUUUACUCAAUAAAUCAAUCACGUAAUGUAAUUAGCGUGUCAUUCGAGAAAGGUGAAAACGGGCGAGGAACUCGACGCUUUGGCUAAUAAGGAUGGUUAAUUACGUACUUUAAGCAAAUAUUGACUAUACCAAGGGUCAAAUUUUCAAUAGAACGGUCAUCAUUUUAAAUUCCAAACCUAAUUAUAUCAGAAGAAAAAAGAUUUAUGUAUUAUUGGCCUUAAAAGCGUAAUAAAGAUAAUAUUAAAAAAUUACAAAA
Drosophila bipectinata is the source of this 1828-nucleotide messenger RNA. RefSeq names its product lysosome-associated membrane glycoprotein 1 (gene Lamp1). Gene Ontology annotation, cellular component: lysosomal membrane; late endosome membrane; plasma membrane. Gene Ontology annotation, biological process: establishment of protein localization to organelle. Lineage: Eukaryota; Metazoa; Arthropoda; Insecta; Diptera; Drosophilidae. The record is from RefSeq and is a predicted model, not a curated record.